Messenger RNA from Linum trigynum, 3692 nucleotides. The record is from the annotation of a GenBank genome assembly. NCBI's taxonomy places the organism in Eukaryota, Viridiplantae, Streptophyta, Magnoliopsida, Malpighiales, Linaceae.
GCCCUUUCUUGAGAAGCUAUUACUCGAUUUCCCUUGAAGACAGUGAUCACAAGCUUUUGAGCAACCCUUUCUCUGAAAAGGAAAUUUGGGAGGGUCUUUCGGAUUGUGAUGGGUCUUAAGUGCGGAGUCCGGACGGGUUUCCUUUUGAAUUCUAUAAGAAAUGUUGGGGCUGGUUGCGUGUGGAUAUCGUUAAUGCCUUCAAUGAGUUCUUUGCCAGCGGACAUCUCCCAGCUUUUACUUCCCACUCUUUCAUUUGCCUUGCCCCUAAAAAAGACUCUUUCGAGACAGUUAGGGAUCUCAGGCCUAUCAGUCUUAUGGGAAGCAUAAAUAAGAUUGUCAAUAAAGUUUUGUCUAGGCGUUUCAGCUUAGUUCUCCCUAAAUUGGUUUCUAAAUAUCAACACGCGUCCAUUAAAGGUAGGCAGAUUGCUGAGGUUGGUCUUAUUGCUAAUGAGCUGGUGGACAGCAGGAGAAGAAGCAAGAAACCAGGGCUCAUGUUCAAGCUUGAUAUCGAGAAGGCGUUCGACAAUGUUAACUGGGGUUGUUUGUUUCACAUUCUGGAUAGUUUGGGUUUCCCUCCGCAAGUCUCAAAUUGGGUUCAAGGUACCAUGUGUUUGCCUAUGCUGUCCAUCCUCAUCAAUGGGGAAGCCCAUGGAUACUUCCCGGCCUUUAAAGGGCUCCGCCAAGGCGACCCUCUCUCCCCUGGUCUGUUUGUCCUUGUGAUGGAUGUUCUCUCUUACAUGCUUAGCAAAGUCCACGAUGAUGGGUUGUUUGAAGGUUUCUUCAUGGAUGAGGAUCAGAGGAGGUGGGAAGUUUCUCAUCUCCUUUUCGCUGAUGACACGCUAAUUUUUGUGAUGCUAAUGCUGACCAAGUGCUAACAAUUUUGGCAACCUUAGUGUGUUUCCAGUCUGUCACAUGUUUAAGCAUUAAUCUUGAUAAAUCUACGAUGUAUACUGUUGGGGAUGUUCCGGAGCCGGAAUUCUUCGCCAACAUCUUUGGUUUCAAGUGGAGUAAGGAACCGCAAAAAUACCUCGGGUUCCCUCUUGGUGCUAGGCCUAAUUCUUCGGUCAUCUGGGAGCCUAUUAUUGGGAAAUUUUAGAACAAGUUGGAUGGGUGGAAAAGUAAGUAUUUAUCUGCUGGAGGGAGGAUUAUUCUUAACAUAUCGGUGCUUUCUAGUCUGGCGGGCUACACUUUUUCUCUGUUCAAAGCCCCGAGGGUUGUUAUCACAAGUAUGGAAAAUAUCCAGAGGAGAUUCCUCUGGAAUGGGGCGAGUGGGGGAAAUAAAACACCUUUGGUUGGUUGGAACUUAUGUAAAGCCUCAAAAGCCGAUGGAGGGUUAGGGGUGGUCGAUCUCUCUUCCUUUGACAGUGCUUUGUUGUGUAAGUGGUUAUGGAGGUUUGCUGUCGAGAGGAGUAGUUGGUGGCGGUCUCUCAUAGAUACAAAGUAUCCAAACUCUCUAUCUCAGUGGCAGACGAAGGAGUGUAGAAGGGGUUUCUCUGGCUCCCCGUGGGCCAACAUCUCGAAGGAGUACAACAUGUUCUGGAAACAUGCCUAUAUCGAUCCGGUAGUGGAGUGGAGGUGUCCUUUUGGCACGAUUGCUGGAUCCCAGGCCAUAUCCUCGCGUUUCCUUCCCUCGAGUUGCCGCCGCAGCGCUUAACCCUGGAGCUCAGAUAAGUGACUCUAUCUCUUUUAAUGGUGAGCGUUUUAUUUGGGAUCUUACUCUUAAUGUUUCUUAGCGGGGUGGGGCUGAGAGAGAGAGAGAGAGAACCUUGUGUCGCUGCUGCAUUCCUUUGAGUCUCAGCUUGCUCUUAAUGGUCUGUGUAGGGUGUCUUGGUCUCUUGAGAGCAGUGCUUCCUUUACCGUUUGCUCUCUGUACAGGAACCUCUCUAAGUUGAAACAUCGAGGAGUUCAAAACUUCCCAGUUGCCUCGGUCUGGAGAAAAGUUGUGUCGCUUAAGAUCAAUUUCUUCAUCUGGUGUCUUUUCACACAAAAAUUCUCACCAUUGACAACCUGAAAAGAAGAGGCCUCGCUCUCGUGAAUCGGUGUGAAUUAUGUCGGGCCGCUGAGGAUUCAAUUGAUCACUUGUUCGUGGAUUGCGCCUUCACUCGUGAGGUGUGGAAUGAUGUAGGCAGCAGGUGCAGAUUGAUAAAUAAGCCUUCAGUCAGUCUGGAAGCCUCUCUUCGCUGCUGGCCUUCAUCUGUCCCUGAGGAUAAUGCGAAUUGGGUGAUGUACUGUGUGCUCCAUGCUGCUUGCUGGAUGAUCUGGAACGAAAGGAAUGGCAGAGUCUUUAAGGAUGAGAAUCAUCGAUCUGGUUAUGUCUCGCGCAGGAUUACUCGUCAUAUCGCGGAGUGGCUGGUCGCAGCUGGCAAGUGGCAAGUGCGAUAGGGCUGACUUUUCUGGUUAGCUGCCAUGCUUUUGCUGGGGCUGGUGCAGGGCGCCUCCCCUCCCCCCCCCCCCCCUCGGGCUCUGCUUUAUGGCUGCUCGUGUCUUCGUUCUUUCCAGCAGGACCUGCUUUCCCCUGUUCGCCUUUUGUUUGCAGAAUGGGUCUGGUCCCAUUAGCAUCUUCUUUGGCCUCAUCCCUAGCCUGUUUUGAUUCGUUUUUUUUUAUCAAGUCUGUUUGAUCCUUCUUCGUUGGUUUUUGUUUCGUUUGUUCUCUUGUGUGUUCUUUCUUAUGUUUGUACUCGGCAGCUUUGGUUUUAAUCUAUUUUCAUCAUUAUAAAAAAAAAUUGUUGUUUGGAUACUCAUUUGUAAUUUGUUUGUAUUUUGAAUUUUAUUUUUUUUUUUUAAUUUUCAAUUUUCUUGUCACUUACUACAAAUUUUGGUAAAUUACAAUUUAGUACCCACAUUUAUUUUUUCUUACAAUUUAGUACCUAAACUUUCAAAAUUUUACAAAUAGAUCCAAUCUUUUGUUAGGAGGUAUUUCAAAUCACUAGUUGUUGAAAUGUAUUUGAAGUUGACAAAAAAUAUGCUAGACAUGUAUUUGGAAAUCACCUCAUGAAUUUGGGAUCGGUUAGCGUGCUAACCCCUCUAUGGGGUUGGAAAAAUGACACCCCCUAUUGAUUAUAGUUAAUUAUGGUAUUAAAUUCGUGUUGAAUUUAAUAAUUUUUAGGAAUUAAAAACUCAUUUUAACUACAUUCUUUUUUUUAACUACCAUUGCACUGAACUACAUUGAACUCAUAUUAAUUACAUUUUUUUUUGAACUACCAUUGCACUGAUACAACUAUCAUUGCACCUGUACACUGAUACCAUUGCACUGGUACAACUACCAUUGCACUGAAAAAGGAAAGUAAUUAAUAAAACUUUUAAUUCGGACAGAUUAUUAAACGCAACACAAAUCAAUUUCCUUAAAAGUAGGGGUGGGACUUCGAUUUCGGGUUUUUGGUUUAAACCAAACCCGAACCGACAAGGGGUCAUUUAUUUUUGGGUUUUCCGGUUCCAACACGAAAGGUGCUGUAACGGUUUCGGUUUCGGUGAACCCGCGAACCUGAUAAGGAAACCGCAAAACCGAAAUCGAGUAAUUGGCUCCCAUAGUGACGUUUUGAAACCAUAUAGUCUUUAAUUACUAUAUUAAUCGCGUAUGGGAAAAAGGGUAAGCAUUUAAAUCACAUUGCCAAUUACUUUUUAUUAUAAAAAAAUAUUGCUAAUGACCGCUUAUAAUUGCAACGGGUUGACUGUUAUAAAUACCUUGUCAGUGA